AAUGCGCUGGCACGAAUGAAUCCACCAUGCUGCUGACACCCUGCACACUGUUUCUAUCGCUUCCUUUGGGGAAGGCUAGUUCGCUAGCCGGGUAACCAGCCUAACCUAGUUCAUAACAGCAGGCGUUACAUCACUUUAGUUCGUGUCACACCUGUGAAAUAACGGUCUAAAGAAGUUGACCCUUUUCAGUCCGUGUAACAGGCACUGUGGCAUUAGCAUGACACUCUGACCUUUCUAGCUGUAACAAACGUGCAGAAGAUUUAGUGAUUUAGCAAAUUUGUGUUUCAGAGAGGGGCUGUCAAGACGCGACUGCUUUCAACACGCACUGAGUUUGAGACAGAAGAAAAGAUGUCCUGUCCAUGUGCUUCGGCUGCCAGGUUGUUCCUAAACACUGCUAACAGAGGACUGUCAUGCUCUCGGAUUCAGUUGUUUUUUCUGAGUCGUCACGGAUUUCGGGAAACUCAUUUGCCUCCUCGGGUACGUGUGAGGUCGUUUUCAGAGACCUCUGUCUGUUAUGGCUCUAAAGAUGGGACAACCAAGGAUGGUGGAAGUGAUGGUGGAAAGAAGAGCCUCAGUGAGGGGAAGAGAAUGUCUGGCUCCGGAGGAUCGGGUAAGGGUGGAAGCCAGCUACGCUGCCCUAAAUGUGGGGACCCCUGCACACAUGUAGAGACCUUCGUAUCAUCAACACGAUUUGUCAAAUGUGAGAAAUGUCAUCACUUCUUCGUGGUGCUGUCUGAAACGGACUCUAAGAAAGGGCUAAACAAAGAGCCAGAAUCUGCUGCGGAGGCAGUGAAACUGGCAUUUGCUCAGAAACCUCCUCCACCUCCAAAGAAGAUAUAUGCCUAUCUUGACAAGUAUGUGGUUGGCCAGUCCUAUGCAAAAAAAGUGUUGGCAGUUGCUGUGUAUAAUCACUAUAAGCGCAUCUACAAUAACAUCCCCUCUGGGAGCCGACAGCAGGUGGAGGUGGAAAAACAGCCAUCUUUAACACCUCGUGAGCUAGAGAUGAGAAGACGAGAGGAUGAAUACAGGUUCACAAAGCUGCUGCAGAUUGCAGGAAUCAGCCCUCAUGGAAAUGCUCUCGGGGCAUCCAUGCAGCAGCAGGCGAGCCAACAGGCACCUCAGGAGAGGAGAGGUGGGGAAGUCCUGGACUCUACACACACUGAGAUUAAACUGGAGAAGAGCAACAUUAUUCUGCUUGGUCCAACUGGUUCAGGAAAGACAUUGUUGGCGCAGACACUGGCACGUUGUCUGGAUGUUCCAUUUGCAAUUUGCGACUGCACCACACUAACUCAAGCUGGAUACGUGGGAGAGGACAUCGAGUCGGUUAUUGCCAAACUCCUGCAAGAUGCCAACUACUCAGUGGAAAAAGCACAGCAAGGUAUUGUGUUUCUGGAUGAGGUUGACAAGAUUGGCAGUGUUCCUGGAAUCCAUCAGCUGAGAGAUGUGGGUGGUGAGGGAGUUCAGCAGGGUUUACUUAAACUUCUGGAGGGUACAGUUGUCAAUGUUCCUGAGAAAAACUCCAGGAAACUGAGAGGAGAAACGGUGCAGGUUGACACAACAAACAUACUCUUUGUUGCAUCUGGUGCCUUUAAUGGACUUGACAGAAUCAUUAGCAGAAGAAAGAAUGAAAAGUAUUUGGGUUUUGGAACUCCCUCUAACCUCGGGAAAGGGCGCCGUGCAGCCGCUGCUGCAGAUCUGGCAAACACCAGCGGUGAGACAGACACCGUAGCAGAGAUCGAGGAGAAGGACAGGCUGCUGAAGCACGUCGAGGCCAGGGAUCUAAUUGAGUUUGGAAUGAUCCCAGAGUUUGUUGGCCGUCUUCCCGUUAUCGUUCCUCUGCACAGCUUGGAUGAAGACACGCUUGUCCGGAUCUUGACUGAACCACGCAAUGCUGUAGUGCCCCAGUACCAGGCUCUGUUCAGCAUGGACAAAUGUGAUCUCAAUGUGACUCAGGAUGCCUUGAGGGCAAUAGCAAGAAUGGCUUUAGAGAGGAAAACUGGAGCUCGUGGCCUCAGAUCCAUCAUGGAAAAACUCCUCCUUGAGCCCAUGUUUGAGGUGCCCCACUCUGACAUCAUGGCUGUUGAACUGGACAAAGAUGUUGUCCAGGGAAAAUCCCAACCCAGAUAUGUCAGAACUCCUGCCAAGGAUUCGGCAGAAGAGGAAUACGACUCUGGCAUCGAGGAGGACAACUGGCCUCGGCAGGCAGACGCUGCUAACAACUGAACCAUUUUACCCUAAAGGCCAUGCUGUCGCAAGUCAUUAGAUCACAAUGAACCUUUUGGAUACCAAGUUUGGUACCAACUCUUUUAUUAAAGCCCCUGACGAAUAAGCUGUGGACACUGGUGGGGGGAGGGUUUUUGUGAUGAAGUUAAGAGAGUGUAACAGCCUUGGGUCCUGUGCAUCAGAUAUAGAUUCUAUAGUGGUGCACUGACAAGGUGGACCUUAAAAUAUUUCAAUCUCUGGGGAUUGUUAACAUUUUAUCUAUAUAAAGAUAAUGAAAUUUUAUUCAUGGAAGUAUUUGUAGCUA
This is a messenger RNA of Oreochromis niloticus (Nile tilapia), 2527 nucleotides long. RefSeq names its product caseinolytic mitochondrial matrix peptidase chaperone subunit Xb (gene clpxb). The record is from RefSeq and is a predicted model, not a curated record. Gene Ontology annotation, cellular component: mitochondrial matrix. The coding region runs from base 349 to 2223 and encodes 624 amino acids. Gene Ontology annotation, biological process: protein folding. The transcript is spliced from 15 exons. NCBI's taxonomy places the organism in Eukaryota, Metazoa, Chordata, Actinopteri, Cichliformes, Cichlidae. Gene Ontology annotation, molecular function: ATP hydrolysis activity; ATP binding; protein dimerization activity.